AAGUCUUAGCCCAAUUUAUUUUUGACUAUAAUAUUUUUGCUUUACUAUGUCUGUCCAAAAACCUUUAGAAAGACAAAAGUUGUUUAAAAAUAAAGAUAAAGAUACAGAGUCGUUGAGGCAAAGAAGAAAUGAAGUGUCUGUGGUUUUAAGAAAGGCAAAACGAGACGAAGCACUUCAAAAACGAAGACUUGUUCCAAAUGUUGAAGAAGAUGAGAAAGAAAAUAAAUUUCAAGAUGCUUCUUUACAAAGUAUUGUCGAGAAUGCUGCUCAUGGUGAACCUAGCAACAGAUUAGCAGCUGUGCAAGCUGCACGCAAGUUACUUUCACGAGACCGAAAUCCACCAAUUGAUGACCUUAUUCAAUCUGGAAUUUUGCCAAUUCUUGUUGACUGUUUAAAAGUGGAUGACAAUUCAGCACUUCAAUUUGAAGCUGCUUGGGCACUAACUAACAUUGCAUCAGGUUCUUCACUUCAAACUCAAGCAGUUGUUCAAGCAGGUGCAGUUGCACACUUUAUGCGACUUUUAGAAUCAAAACAUCAAAAUGUCUGUGAACAAGCUGUAUGGGCCCUUGGUAACAUUAUUGGUGAUGGUCCUGUGUUAAGAGAUUAUGUAAUAAGACAUGGAGUUGUUGCUCCACUUUUGACUUUUAUUGAUCCAAAUGUCCCAUUAACAUUUCUUCGCAAUGUUACAUGGGUUAUUGUCAAUUUGUGUCGUAAUAAGGAGCCACCACCACCAAUGGAGACUAUUCAACAACUGCUCCCAGCUCUUGGGGUACUUAUUCACCACAAUGACUUAGAUAUACUUGUUGACAGUGUAUGGGCAUUAUCUUACCUAACUGACUGUGGCAAUGAUCAUAUUCAAGCUGUAAUUUCUGUUGGUGUAAUUCCAAAGCUUAUUUCGUUUCUAACUCAUCAUGAAAUACGUUUACAGACUGCAGCUCUCCGUGCAGUUGGUAAUGUUGUUACAGGUACUGAUGAGCAAACACAAAUGGUUAUUGAUAAUAAUGCUCUUGCAAACUUUCCUGCUCUUUUGCAACACCCAAAAGAAAAGAUUAGAAAAGAAGCUGUUUGGUUUUUGUCUAAUAUUACUGCAGGAACAGAGCAACAAGUUCAAUGUGUCAUUGAUGCUGGGCUUCUUCCACUUAUUAUUAAAGCUCUAACAGAAGGUGAAUUUCAAACACAAAAAGAAGCAGCUUGGGCUAUUAGCAAUCUCACUGUUAGUGGUGUUCCAGCUCAGAUUGCAUAUGCAGUUCAGUGUAAUUGUAUUCCUCCUUUUUGUAAUUUGCUGAGUGUGCAAGAUUCACAGAUUAUUCAUGUAGUUUUGGAUGGAUUGACUAACAUAUUAAAGGCUGCUGGAGAUGAUGCAGAUAAAGUGACAUUGAUCAUUGAAGAGUGUGGAGGCUUAGAUAAAAUCGAGGCAUUGCAAAAUCAUGAAAAUGCUGAAAUAUAUAAACUUGCGUUUGAAAUCAUUGAAAAGUACUUUUCAAACGAUAUGGAUAAUGAAGACGAAGCUGUUGUUCCCGCACAAUCAAACGGCCAAUUUAAAUUUGAUGUAAAAGAAGGAAACACUAACUUCAGCAUAUAAACGCGCGUAUUUUAAUGAGUGAUGCGAGAAGAGAGGCGUGAGGUGCGGACGCAUUCGCGGGCAUCAUAUUGCGUAUCUUUGGCGCUUUUUUGCUUCGGCAAGCUCGUUUUACUUCUCUUUCUUAACAUGAAUGAUGAGAUGUGAAUUGUGAUGUAGCCUGGAGUUGUCAAAUCUACUAUCAGACAUAAGUAUAUCGUGUAUUUAUAAACGAUCUUUGUGUGCAUUAUGUUUGAGGGUAAUAUUUUGAAACACUAUAAUCAUGUAAUGUGUAAUACAGUCUUUUAUUUUUAAAUUUUAUGGCUUUUGUAAACUUUUAAUUUUUAACUAAUUAAUUUUUAUGUUCAUAAUUUUUGGAUUAUCUGCAUGUGUUUUUGUGGUUUAACUUCAGACUGUAUUUUUAUGUUCCAUUAGCGUUUAGUUGAUGUGUCCAUACUGUAAAAUAUAUUGGUUACUUCAAUUCAAAAUUUCUUUAUAUGCUUUAAAAUCUGGACUUACAAAACGAUUAAUUUAUUUAUUAAGUAAUUUUGUUUUCUAAGCACGACCUUGUUCUUUUCUAAUUCAAAUACAUGGAAUUCAAAAA
Messenger RNA from Hydra vulgaris (swiftwater hydra), 2162 nucleotides. Its product is annotated as importin subunit alpha-3-like. Lineage: Eukaryota; Metazoa; Cnidaria; Hydrozoa; Anthoathecata; Hydridae. Gene Ontology annotation, molecular function: protein binding; nuclear import signal receptor activity. The record is from RefSeq and is marked provisional. Gene Ontology annotation, cellular component: cytoplasm; nucleus. Gene Ontology annotation, biological process: NLS-bearing protein import into nucleus.